AUGUGGCGGGAUCGAGUCCCCAACCACGCACCUUGCACUCUACGCCUUCCCCUUCAAUGGGAUUGUAUGAUUUAUAAGGAUGCAACACAGCGAAAUUCUGGUAUAUGUGCGGCAGGUGUGCGGCAGGUAUCCCGAGGUUGACAUGACUUCCGCAGGAGUGCGGCAGAAAUCAUGGAAUUUUGGCAGAUCUGCCGCAGGUCUGCCAAGAUAUUUUUCAUUUUUCUGUAUUAUAAUGAAAAGAAUGCCUAUAAGUUGAGAGUAAGGUGGCAUUUUAAUUGAUUAUUUGUAUAAAAUAGAUGCAUAAGUUGACCUAAUAUGAAGAAAAAUUAAUGGCUCGUACGAUUUUUCGAAUGAAACAUGCAAUUUUCAUUAGAAGUCGCAAAAUUACCUCACUACAUAGUUUCGGAUUAUUCCCAACUUCGACACAAGUCGACACAAUGAAGAGAAUAUUUGAACUUUAUAGUUUUGCAAUUCAUCAGAAGACAGGACGAUAAAAAAAUUGCAACGUUUUUCCAAAAAACAUAUCUAGAUUUUCGAAGGGCUCUUAUAUUGGCCUAAUGUGGGUCUGAAUUUUUUGAAAACUCCAAGCCAAUUUUCUAAUAGUCUUAAAAUGGCUCGAGAAGUCACUGAAUUUUUUUUAAGCCUGGGGAAAUUUUGUGAAGGCCUUAGAGUAGCCCAGGAACUCACUGAAUUUUUUUUGAGAUCGUGGAAAAUUUCUGAAGGCCUUAGAGUGGCCCGGGAACUCACUGAAUUUUUUGAGAUCGUGGAAAAUUUCUAAAGGCCUUAGAGUGGCCCGGGAACUCACUGAAUUUUUUUAAGCCUGGGGAAUUUUUCUAAUAGUAUUAAAAUGGCGAGAAGUCACUAAAUAUUUUUAUUAACAGCUCUAAUUUUGCAAAAAAAAAAUUCUUCACAGUGUAAAUUUUUGCUUGAAAAAAGCUGUGUUAAAUUUUGAAUAUUUUGAAAUUUUUCAGCAAAAAUCUGCUGAAAAUCGAAGUACUUUUUUCGUGAUAAGUACUCUAUCUUAUUGUUAGAAAUUUGCAAAAUAAGCACGAGAAUAGUUUUCUCAUGAUAUCACGGCUUCAGAAAAGUCCAUUCAGAUGUAAUAAACAAUUUUCGGAGUAAAUGGAGUCGUGAAUAUCUCUUGCCACCAAGUUCUUGUAUUUUGCGAGCCUAGCAAUAUUAUUUUUAGGGGUCAAUUCAUAACCAUUUUGUUCAGAACGAGAUUUUGCGUCGCAUAGUUAAGAUAAUUUCUUGCGAAAACUAACGUGUUCUGUUCACGUAAAUAAAACCGAAACAAAGGCGCACACAAUAUUUCAGAAAGGUCCCACACGGAAACGCGCUUGUGUGUACUUCUCCCGGACAAUUUACAAAAUUUUUUUCUUUUUUUUUGCUUUCUGCUCACACCCGUUCAAACAAUGAAAAAAUUAGAAAUUUCUUUUAUUCACACUGCGCCACAAUUUGCAAAGGAACUAGCUAACUAAGUGGCAAAACUAAAUAUACCAUUAGAAUCAGCGCAUCGAGAUCUGUGUGAGACUAUGCAUUUCGAAAUUUUUAGGGUCCUGCGAAGAAAGUUAGCAAUCGCGACAAGACCCAACGCAUGAAAUUUAUUAUGCUCCUUUAAUACUGUAGUGCGAAAUAUAACGGCGAACAGAGAGAAUUAGACAAAAGUGUUUGCACAGUUUUUUGUUUCGUUUUACAGUAGAAAACACUCAUUGCGUGGCUUGAACGGGUGUGUGCUGUUGUUUUGUUUUUAUGUGUUUAUUAAUGAAAAUGUAGAGGUAAAUUACGAAAUGUUAGAUUUCUUAUCAGAAUUUCAAGUUAGUUUAACAAUAUUAGGUCUAUUAAAUUUCAUAGAGCUCAGAUAACCGACUAAUUCGAUUUAAUCAUCUGAACUUAAUAAUUGACAAGAGGACGGAAUUGCUGUCCUACUUGUCCUACCCGAUGUUGUUAAACGACAGUUAAAUGAGUUCAUUUAACUUGAAUCACUCUCAAAAAUCUAUAAUUUGAUGCCUGACACCAGAGAAAAAGUAGAAAAACUGAAAAAGCGCAGAAAUGAGCAAAAUAGAAAAACAGGCAUUUCAGUUUUUCUUCAGCUGAUAGGACAAUUAGGACAGCCAUUCCCUUUCUUGAGGUAACCUGUAAACCAGUUGAAAGCUUGUUCGGAUUCUUAAAUUCUAUUACAAUAAAUGCCUAAUUCGUCUUUGAAAUGUUUCCGCAUUUCCUCCGAGAGAACUUUUAUCGUUCUUUGGUGAUAAAUGGUAUUUUUUUUUUCAUUCAAGUUGCCUAUUCAGUGUCGAAAUUUGUUGUAAGUAGACUUUUGGAGCCACUCUUCAGCUAAAUUGUUAUGUCCUUUAGAAUGAAUAUAGUUACAAAUAACUUCGAGGUCAAAAAUAAUGAACUUUCUUUCAUAUUUUCAUUUAUUUUAUAUGCAAAUUGUUCUUCUCUUAGUGUUCUGUCAAUAUAUUAUUUCAGAAGUUACAAUCAACAAUCUCAAGAUUUGCGGAAAGCGGGAAAAAUCAUGGUACGUCGUUUUUUGUGAUUUUAAAAUUUGAGAAAUUUUGAAUCCUCUAUCCGUAAAGUUUGAUUAUUCACUUGAAUGUAAAAGUUUGGUUAUUCACUCAAAAUUUCAGAAUAUUUUUACAUUUCUGGAGUCUUUAUUUGCUCACCAGUGUUUUAGGUGUCCCGGGAGAUUUUCAAUAAGAAAUGUACCUUCGUAUACAGUCUCACUCUGAGCCCUUUGUCAUGGGACGAUGCGCGAAGAAAAAAAACGUCAAAAAACGUGUUUCGAAACAUAAAAAUGCAAUGCACCAAAUGUCGCAAAACGUCGCGAAACUCGAGUUUUUCAACAUUGAAAUGUCGCGAAACUGUUUAUACAAGUAAAAACAUUUUAAGAAUCGAUCUCCAGUGUCUGUGGUUUCAGUACGAUACAAAAAAAACAUGCUUGUUUCGCGACAUUUCAAUGUCGAAAAACUCGAGUUUCGCGACGUUUUGCGACAUUUCGUGCAUUGUAUUUUUAUGUUUCGAAACACGUUUUUUGACGUUUUUUUUCUUCGCGCAUCGUCCCAUCAGUGUUUGUCUGAAGAGCAUAAUACUUAAGCUAAUUAGCCAAAUGUUUUACUUUUCGGACAAACACUGACAGUACUCAGUUUAGCAGCAAUUUGUUCAUCUUCGUUGUCGUUUAUUUUUCUAGAGAAAUUCUUAACAUAACAAACCCCAGCCAAUCCGUUUCAGGCUAGGAUACUGAAAGAAUAAUGAAAUUUCAGUUUCUGAAAGGGAAAAACUGAAAAAUUGACAUUUUUUACUGAAAGCUUUCAAUUUUAAAUUUUUGAAACCACGAAUUUUCUCAAUCUUUAGAUUUUUGUACUCCUGUUUUUCAUCUCGUCUAAGGAUUGAAAAAUAUCAUGGUUUUCAAAAUUGAAAAUUGAAAGCUAACUUUUUUUCAGUAUAAAAAAAAUGUCAAUUUUUCAGUUUUACCCUCUGAAAUUCAAUUGUUUUCAAAUUACCUAGUUUUUGCUAUUGAACUUUCCGAUGUUUAUCAAAAAGAAAUAGUAACUGAUACACUUUUUUAAAACAUAUUGCAAGACUACUGAAAUUUUCAAUUAAAUCAUUCACUGUGCUCUUUUUCUGAAAUUUUUCUUGAAAAAUGAACGACAACAAAAGAAAAAUCAGAAAAAAUCAGCGUUGUCGUCCAUUUUUCAAGAAAAAUUUUAUAAAAUGAGCACAGUGAAUAAUUUAAUUGAAAAUUUCAGUAGCCCCGGGCCACUCUAAGGCCUUUAAAAAUUUUCCCAGGCUUAAAAAAAAAUUCAGUGAGUUCCCGGGCCACUCUAAGGCCUUUAGAAAUUUUUCCCACUCUUAAAAAAAAUUCAGUGAGUUCCCGGGCCACUCUAAGGCCUUUAGAAAUUUUCCCCAGGCUUAAAAAAAUUCAGUGAGUUCCCGGGCCACUCUAAGGCCUUUAGAAAUUUUUCCCAGGCUUAAAAAAAAAUUCAGUGAGUUCCCGGGCCACUCUAAGGCCUUUAGAAAGACCUAAAAAUCAAAAAUCAGGUUUGAUUUUUCAAGAUUUCCUGAUUUUUGGCCCCCAACUUUUCGAAUUUUCUUUUACAUCAGGCUCACGUAUCACCCAUUAUCUCGGAAAAAUAACAGCCCGUUAUUUUUUUUAACAUUUGGAAAUUCAAAUUUUUGUUUGGGAUAAUCGUAGUUUUUUCGCCACAAAUUAAACAAAAAUCGAGCUUUUACAAUUUUGCCAUAUCGAAAAUCAGAUCUAAGACCUGGUCUUUAUGACCAUCUAGAAGUUCACCCGCGCUUCAGAAAAAUUCAGAGGCUUCUCAAGCUAUUAUGAGACCUUUUGGAAAUUUGCCCCAGGCUUCAAAAAAAAAUUCUGCUGCUCAAAAAGCCAAAAUUAAUGUCACUCUAUUUUUGUUUUCAGAGAAACGACUUUACCUAUCAAACAAUAAUCAGUCACCCGCAUCACCUACAUACCCGAGGAUCUUCUAA
Molecule: messenger RNA, 4491 nt
Organism: Caenorhabditis angaria
Lineage: Eukaryota; Metazoa; Nematoda; Chromadorea; Rhabditida; Rhabditidae
Source: the annotation of a GenBank genome assembly